AUGAAUGACACCAGGAGUCAUUCACAUUUUGGAGCCCCCCUCCUAAACCACACUGCAAACCCCCCUUCUCUGCUCAAAAGCUACAGAAGAGACCUCACUCCCUGCCCCUCACACCUUCAUCCACACUUACAGCUUGCAGCUGCACCAGCAGAAACCCAAGACAGCAAGAUUACAUAUGCCCAGCUAGAACACAUACUUGAUGUCAUGGGUUUAUCCUGGGCACAGUUGACCAAGGAAACCUAUGUGGGCUUGCUAGUUUUCCAUGUCUUCUGCAACAUGAACAGCAUCACAGAAGACCAGAGAUGUCCAGUCAACCCAAUGCUCCUUCUCAGUUUCUUGUCCAGUUGUGCAGGGUCUCAUUCAGGCUUGGCUCUUGCCAACUUCACAGUGGCCAUCAGGGCCUGGCACCUGCUACAUGGCAGGCUCUGGUUGAUCUCCCACAGUGAGCUAAAAACCCUACUCAAAGGAGCUAAAGCAGUAGCUCCAGAACAUCCUAUCAUCCAUCCACAACCAUUAAACCUUAAUGAACCUCUAGAUGCUGCAAUCUUUGCAUGUCUAAUGACCUCCUUCUACUGUAUAGCACAAUUAGGUGAAUUUACUGUUAAAACUAUCAAAGGUUUCAACCCAAAGAAACAUAUCUCAAGAGCUGGUGUGUCAGAAUCAACAGACCAACAUGGUUUCUUAUUUCUUCUUCACAAUGGUAACCCCAUAACCAAGUUCCAUAUCCCAAGCACCAAGACCUACACAACCACAGGUGAAGAUACAUUCUGGGCAACCCAAGAUGGACUGUCAGACCCUAGAGCUGUGCUAAUCAAUCACUUCUGCAUGAAUCCAGCCCAUGAUGAUGCACUGUUAUUUGCAUGGAGAUACCACAAAGGCAUUCAGCCCCUGUCAAAAGCAGAACUUGUCAAAAGAGUAGCCACAGUGACAGUGACCACAAACCUUCCAAACCUUAAAGGACAUGGACUACACAUCAGAGGAACACUAGAGUACCUGUUGUGGGAAAUUCCUUUUGACAUUGUAAAGUCAAUGGGUAGAUGGUCCAGUGACACAUUCACUCUCUACCUCAGAGACCAUACUCUAAUACUCGCACCUCCCUUGAGUAUGACCUUAACAGCACCAUACAUGCAAGCAUUGUCAGUGCUAGAACCAUUCACAUGCUACACACAGCCCCCAAUGCGCUAA
This is a messenger RNA of Suillus subaureus, 1185 nucleotides long. RefSeq lists its product as uncharacterized. The record is from RefSeq and is a predicted model, not a curated record. Lineage: Eukaryota; Fungi; Basidiomycota; Agaricomycetes; Boletales; Suillaceae. The coding region runs from base 1 to 1185 and encodes 394 amino acids. The transcript has 6 exons.